GUAGCGUUUGUCUAUACGUUUCUUCAAUUCCACACGUACGUGUGAGUGAAACGACAGUGAAGAGUGUCUUCUAUUGACAACAUGUAGAACGAACAAAGAGCUUCGGACAAGUAAUUUGAAACCGACCGUCAGUGAGGACAGUUCAACUAACGAUUUAUCAUUGAAAAUUUUACCUUUUUCAAAAACAAGUGACUAAAAAUGAAUACCAAAAGCAAUAUUUCCGUACAUUUUGAUCAGAAUUUGUUUGAAGAUCAGCAUAAGAAUUUUGGCUUUAACAGCAAUUCUCUCGAUAGUGCUACGAAUGUUAACAGCUAUGAACUGAAUGAGCACGAAGCGUACGCAAAUAUUUUUUCUACAAAUUUGGACGAUCUACUGGAAACUUCCGUUGAUGACUCGAUGGACGAAGAAACAGAAGAAUUGAUAUCGGAAGCGAUGGUCCUACCUCCAGAGCAGAGAGAACGCCGGCUGAACGAAAUCCAUCAGCAUAUUCGUUUUUUGAAACGACAAGAAAAAAGUAAAAAGAUCCUCAAUGAAAAAAACCAUAGACCAUUUGACGACACAAAUAUUGGCUUAUGUUCGGUGUGCAUGGAUGACAAUUUUCAGAUCGUUCAUCCAGUUGGAGGAGACACGGCUUGUGACGACUGCUUUCGAAAAAUGCAAGAAAAAACUAUUUGUUAAAAAAAUUAAGCUCAAUAAAUGUCAAA
Bradysia coprophila is the source of this 704-nucleotide messenger RNA. RefSeq lists its product as uncharacterized. The record is from RefSeq and is a predicted model, not a curated record. NCBI's taxonomy places the organism in Eukaryota, Metazoa, Arthropoda, Insecta, Diptera, Sciaridae.